UGCAACUUUUAGUUCCUGAGAGAACAACCCUGACAAACAGACAUUCUGGGGACCCUGGCAUUGCCAAGCCUGGACAUGCUCCUGCUGCUAUUGGCCCUGCUCUGGAGGAGGGAGGGGGCUGACGGCCAGAGGGCACCCCAGGGCUGGGUCAAGGGGGGUUACAGGCUGCAAAUGCGGGGCUCGGUGGCUGUGCAGGAGGGCCUGUGUGUGCUCGUGCCCUGCAGCUUCUCACUCCCCGAGGACCAUGGGUCUGACUUUACCUCUGCUUUCGGCUACUGGUUCCGGGAAGGGACCAGUGAAGUUCACGGUGCUCCCGUGGCCACAAACAACCCAGGUCGAAAAGUGCAGGAGGAGACCCAGGGCCGAUUUCAUCUCCUCGGGGACCCCUGGGCCUACAACUGCUCCCUGGAUAUCAGAGACGCACAGAGAAGGGACUCGGGGACAUACUUCUUUAGGGUGGAGAGAGGGUCUUCUGUGAAACAUACUUACCGACAGAACCAGCUCUCCGUUCAAGUGACAGCCUUGACCCACACACCUGACAUCCUCAUCCCAGAGACUCUGGAGUGUGGCCGCCCCGGGAACCUGACCUGCUCUGUGCCCUGGGCCUGUGAGCGGGGCACACCGCCCAUCUUCUCCUGGAAGUCAGCUGCCCUCACCUCCCUGGACUCCAAGACCCAUCUCUCGUCGGUGCUCACCCUCACCCCACGACCCCAGGACCAUGGCAUGCCCCUCACCUGUCAGGUGACCUUGCCUGGGGCCAGAGUGACCAUGAUGAGGACCGUCUACCUCAAUGUGUCCUACUCUCCGCAGAAUUUGACAGUAACCGUCUCCCAAGGAAAUGGCACAGCACCCACAGCCCUGGAGAAUGGCUCAUCUCUUUCAGUCCUGAAGGACCAGUUCCUGCGUCUGGUCUGUGUGGUCAACAGCAACCCCCCUGCCAGGCUGAGCUGGACCCGGGGGAGCCUGACCCUGUGCUCCUCAAAUCCCUGGAACCCUGGGGUGCUGGAGUUGCCUCGAGUACAGGAGAAAGAUGAAGGAGAAUUCACCUGCCAAGCUCAGAACCUGGUGGGCUCCCAGCAUGUCUCCCUGAGGCUCUCCCUGCAGAGAAAAGCAUGGCCUUUCUCAGAGAGGAUGCUGGGGGCGGCUGGGGGAGCAGGUGUUACGGCUCUGCUCUUCCUGUUCCUCUGCGUCAUCGUCAUCACCGUGAGGUCCUGCAGGAAGAACGCCCCACGGCCAUCAGUGGGCAUCAGGAAUAUGGGCAUGGAAGGUGCAAAUGCUGUCACAAGGUCAGUCUCUCAGGGUCCCCUGAUUGAAUCCUGGGCAGGCAGCCUUCCCCCGGAUGCAGCUACCCUCUGCUCAGGGGAAGAAGAAGAGCUCCAUUAUGCAUCCCUCAGCUUGCACGGGACAGAGCCCUGGGGACGGCAGGAACAGGCGGCCACUGGUAUCGAGUACUCGGAGAUCAAGAUUCACCAGUGAGAGCCUGCUGAGACCCAGCCCUGGCUUGAGGGAUCUUGGCCCCUGAGGGGCAAAGAAAAAGUCAGAGGCUGAUCCCUGUAGAAUUAAAAGGCCUGCAGGUGAAGAGCUGUAAGUACAGCGGAAAGAACGCAGAUUUCGGAAACAGGGAGUUUCAAGUGCAAAGCCACACCGCCCCUUUACUAAGUAAGCGACAGACCAAUCCCCACCUUUCUGUGCCUCAGUUUCCUGCUCUGUGAAACUGGGAUGAGAAGCGCUAGCUGCAAGCUCGUGGUGAGAAUUGCAGUAGGAAAAUCCUGUCGGAGCUCCUGGCACAAAGUGUAUGCUGACCACAUGCUGGAUCCCUGCGCUUUGAGCAGAAAAGUCUUCCUGAGAAUUCUCCUGAUUCUGGAAGGUUCCAGCAGCAGCCCUCACUCUCGCCUGCUGACAGGGCUCCUCCUGGAACGCCCUCCCGCCAGACCUUCCUCUGCCUCUGUUCUUGAAAGCCAAGCUCAAGAGGUAGACUUCCGGGCUCAGAAGGGGGUCCAGCAGUGGGACAUGAUCUCUCCCUAUAGAGACAAGCCAAACCAAUGAGAAAGGUUCCCAAACGUGUAAGUACUCACAUAUGUAUACCCAUGGAAAUCGGCAAGUUGGUUCCCAAAGUUACGUAGAAAUGAGAAGGACCUAGAACAGCAAAAACCGUCUGGUAAAAGAAUAACACGGUUGCAGAAAUGAGACUUUACUAUAAAGUAGGGCAAUCAGGACACGGCGGCAUUAAACAGAAUAGAGUCCAUAAAUAGGGCGUGUACGUAUAGUUAAUCGAACAGGUCCAAGUCUAUUCAAUUGGCAGAGGAGGGACUUUUUAACAAAUGGCGGUGAACCUUGACCCCUUUCUCGUGUCACUUGCAAAAAAUUAGUCUGAGAUGAAUCAUAAACCUAAAAGUGAAAACUAUAAAGGUUUUAUAAUUGUGCUGCCCAGUGCGGUAGCCAGUAGCCAUGGCAUUUAAGACGUGUUACACUACGGCGCCUGGGUGGCUCAGGCAUUUAGAGCGUCCGACUCUUGGUUUUGGCUAGGGUUGUGAUCUCAGGGUCCUGGGAUAGAGCUCUGAAUCUGGCUUGCUCGGGGGUGGGGGGAGGUCUGCUUGUU
Messenger RNA from Ailuropoda melanoleuca (giant panda), 2599 nucleotides. RefSeq names its product sialic acid-binding Ig-like lectin 8. The record is from RefSeq and is a predicted model, not a curated record. Gene Ontology annotation, molecular function: sialic acid binding. The transcript has 7 exons. Lineage: Eukaryota; Metazoa; Chordata; Mammalia; Carnivora; Ursidae. Bases 76 to 1476 code for a protein of 466 amino acids. Gene Ontology annotation, biological process: cell adhesion. Gene Ontology annotation, cellular component: plasma membrane.